UGCUCUUGUUGCCAUGGACACCCGGAGACUCCCGAACACUUCCGGAGGUGUCUCCGAUCCGGACGGUUCGGUUCGGUUCGGUUCUGCCGGUGGAGUUCGGAGGUUCCAGCGGCCUCCUCCAUCAUGCCGAGCCGCCAGAAGCAGCUCCUCUUCUCGGUGUCCGGCCUCCUCGGCUUCUCCUGCGCCCUGACCGCCGCCGUGGCCACCGGGCUGCCGCUGUGGCUCCGCGGGGCCGCGCUGUGCCGCACCGGCGCCGAGCUGGUGAACGCCUCGGAGCCGGAGCUGGAGAAGUUCCUGGGCGAGCUGAGCUACGGGCUGUUCUCCGGCCAGAGGGUGAAGCAGUGCGGCCUGGGAGGCAGAGCGUCCCGGUUCUCCUUCUUCCCAGACCUGCUGAACACCAUCCCAGCAGGCCUCCACGUCACCGUCAUCUUCUUCUGUGGUGUCGUGAUCCUCUUCUCCUCCGUGGCGACCGGCUUCUUCUUCUUCAAUGCCUUCGGUCGACCCUACGAGACGCUGCAGGGCCCCCUGGGACUUUACCUGUGGACCUUCAUCUGCUGUCUGAGCAGCUGCCUGGUGAUGAUCCUUUUUGCGUCGGAGGUGAAGCUUCAUCAUCUGUCCGAGCGAAUCGCCAACUUCAACGAGGUGAACUUUGUGUUCCAGACGUACAGCGAGCAAUACGACCGAUCCUUCUGGCUCUUCUUCCUCGUCUUCAUCCUGCAUGGACUCAACGGUGUUCUGAUCCGACUGUCGGGAAUCCAGUUUCCCUUCCAGGAGAGCAAAGAGGUGGAUCUGGGCGGCGGCGCUGCAGACCUCAUGUACUGAAGAAAAUCAGCCAUCAGCUGCAGGAAACUCAACCCGAGACACAAACUAUGAUUUCUCCCGUCCUGUCUGAGACUUGAGGACAUUAUUUUCUACAUUUGUUAAACUUUUAGUGUAGAAAAAGCCAGAAAACUGUGAAAAAUGUUUGACUUUGUGCCACCAACAAACAAGGAAAACCAGCAAAUAUUCACAUUCAAACUGUUAUUUAACUUAUCACUGAUUUUCCAGCUUCAUCAUUAUUAGUAUAUUUUGGUUAUUAGUGAGUCACUUUGAGCUGUUUGUCAUUAAUCUGACACGUACUAAAAACAUGUAGCAUAUUAGCUUUAACAGAUAGAAUUAGGUCUACUGCAUUUGUAUUGCGUACUUAGUUUUAUAGAUUUUUACUGUAAAUGUGCAGUGGAGCACUUUUCUAUAUAAAUGUAUAUAAACACCCAUUAAAGUCAGUAUCAGAGUUUUAAAUAUGGUUUCUUACAUUUCAUGUUGAUGCAUCAAUCGGUUGAUUUGGAGAUGCUACAGCGGUCAGUAUUGUGGAAAAUAUGGAAGAAAAACCAAGAAAACAUCCAAGAAAAGUUUCUGAAAACCCACAACUCAUUAAAAUCACACUUAACUUUGGUACAACUGUGA
This is a messenger RNA of Amphiprion ocellaris (clown anemonefish), 1443 nucleotides long. RefSeq names its product clarin 1 (gene clrn1). Gene Ontology annotation, biological process: equilibrioception; sensory perception of sound. Bases 124 to 822 code for a protein of 232 amino acids. NCBI's taxonomy places the organism in Eukaryota, Metazoa, Chordata, Actinopteri, Pomacentridae. The record is from RefSeq and is a predicted model, not a curated record. The transcript is spliced from 3 exons.